GACUCUUGCUUUACCAUUGACCCCGCAGAAUGGUGAAGCGUUUGGCGUCGCCUUCUUCCAGUUCCGGCAAGAAGCAGCGCGUCGAAGAGCCUAGUGAAGUCAUGCAAAACACUCUCCAGACUACCGUGAAGCUCACACCAGCCGAGGAAAAACUCUUCGCCUUUCUAGUGGACGUGGCUGCUCAGCCCGCAGCCGACGGUGCUGUGCUCCGCGUUGCUGGCGGUUGGGUACGCGACAAGCUUCUGGGUCGAGACAGCGACGAUGUGGACAUCGUACUGGAUCGUAUGACUGGGCGUGCCUUCGCGGACCUAGUGAACGCGUACGAGACGGCGCAAGGCCGUACAGCGCGAGCUGUGGGUGUCAUCAAGGCCAACCCGGACCAGAGCAAGCACUUGGAGACAGCCACCAUGCAAAUCGGCGAGAAUAUGGGCUGGGUAGACUUUGUCAACCUCCGAGCUGAGACCUACGCGUCCGAGGACAACCGCAUUCCGACCGUGGAGAUCGGUACGCCUCAGCAGGACGCCGAGCGCCGUGACUUCACCAUCAAUAGUCUCUUUUACAACUUGGCUACGAAGCAGGUCGAGGACUACACUGGCCGAGGUAUCGAGGACUUGAGGAACGGACGUCUGCGCACUCCUCUAGAACCACGGGUUACAUUCCUGGAUGAUCCGCUACGUGUUCUGCGUGCCGUGCGCUUUGCGUCCCGGUUUAACUGCACAUUGGAGGACGAUCUGCGUGCUGCAGCACAACUGGAGGAAGUUAGAGUGGCGCUCAUACGUAAAGUGAGUCGCGAGCGUGUGGGUAAGGAGCUCUCCGGUAUGCUCAGGGGUAGUGCUGCGCAUCCUGAACGUGCGCUGUGCCUGCUACACGACCUGCACCUCUGCGAGAGCGUGUUCCUGCCCUCGGCUCUGCUGGAAAAGACGCCCGUUUGUCGUCCGAAUGGCGAGGUGGAGGAACUUGAUGCAAACGUGUGGGAUCGUUGCUAUGCUUACGUGUCCGAGAUGUAUCGCCACUUGUCUUCGGAUGGGGUUCUGGACGUCGACAAUCUAUCAGCGGAGAAGAAGCAUGAGCUGCUUGUCCGUAUUUUGGCUUCUCUCUUGCUGCCGUUCUGUGGUCUAUGUGUGCGUGAUAAGCGCCGUCGAUCAAUCGCUACUUUUGUCGUCCAAGACUCGCUCAAGCUGCCCAAUCGUGAUGCAAAGGAUGUGGACAAUGUAUUGACUCACGUUGGUAAACUCCAGGAGGCAACAGUAAAUGCCUUUGACCGUGUGGAAGUGGGUCUUCUUAUUCGCAGUAUUGGUGCCCAGUGGGAAAUCUGUCGUGAUGCUGCGCUGGUGCAAGAACUCACGGAUGCCGGAUCGGUAGAUGGAGCUGCAGAGGCCCGUGACACGGUAUCGAAGCGGUACGAUACUUUCAGCUCACAGGUCCGAGAAGCUGGCUUAGACGGUGUAUGGGAACUCAAGCCGCUGCUCAAUGGAAAUGAUUUGGUGAAGCAACUUGGCGUGAAACCAGGUCCGCAUAUGAAGGAGCUGCUCGAUCGUAUUAUGGCGUGGCAACUCUCCAACCCCGAGAAAACUCGCGACGAGUGCAUGGAGCACUUCAAGGCAGUUGUUGCUGCUGAGGCGAAGUAACGUUACAGCAAUAGAAACAAUUGGAUGUAGGUAGUCGGAUUAGUAGAUAUACAGAUGCAGGUUGCACUCCUUUCUAUCUAGAUGACGACGCUAAAGUCAUUGCGCUUGUCGCCUGACACCAGCAGCUUGUGUG
Phytophthora nicotianae INRA-310 is the source of this 1761-nucleotide messenger RNA. RefSeq lists its product as hypothetical. The transcript is spliced from 2 exons. Gene Ontology annotation, molecular function: ATP:3'-cytidine-cytidine-tRNA adenylyltransferase activity; RNA binding. The record is from RefSeq and is a predicted model, not a curated record. Gene Ontology annotation, biological process: tRNA 3'-terminal CCA addition. The coding region runs from base 30 to 1628 and encodes 532 amino acids. NCBI's taxonomy places the organism in Eukaryota, Oomycota, Peronosporomycetes, Peronosporales, Peronosporaceae.